This is a messenger RNA of Rotaria sp. Silwood2, 1338 nucleotides long. Lineage: Eukaryota; Metazoa; Rotifera; Eurotatoria; Philodinida; Philodinidae. The record is from the annotation of a GenBank genome assembly.
AUGGCAGAAAGAAAGGAACGACAUGCAAUACAAACUUGUAGAAACAAUGAUCCGUCGACUGAUAUCAAUAUUUUAUUAUUGGGACAAACAGGUGUCGGAAAAUCAACGCUCAUUAAUGGUUUAGUAAAUUAUUUAUGUAAUGAUACAGUAGAAGAUGCAAUCAGGGAUCAAAUGCAAUUUGUUAUUCCAUCAGCAUUCACUUAUAUCGACGAUGAUACUUUUGAAGAAAUAACCAUUCGCAUCGGAGAAAGAAAUGAACAUGAAAAUUUCGAUGAAAAUGAUCAUUCAUGUACACAACAAUGUCGAAGUUUUCUUUUUCCUAUUGGAGAAAAGAAUUUACGAAUAAUUGAUACACCAGGAAUUAGAGAUACUAGAGGUCUUGAACAAGAUACAAAGAAUUUUCAUGAAAUUUUAACUUAUAUUUCCCAAUAUGAACAUUUAAAUGGAGUUUGUAUAUUACUUAAACCAAAUGAAGAACGUUUAACAAUACUUUCAAAUUUUGUUUAUCAAAAGAGUUGGGAUCAUACUGUUGAGCAAUAUUCAAGACUUAUGGCUUUUAUUGUAACAUGUCCACUUCAUGCUGUCUGUAAUAUACUUUCACUUAAUGAAGCUGAACAAUUAAUUAGAAAAUUAACACGUCCAAUCGUUGAAACAACUAGACUUAUCGAACAAAAUCUUCAACUGGCUAAAGAAUAUGCAAAAGAUAUCAGUGAAAAUCCUGAAUUAGCCCAUCAAGGUCUACCACAAAAGAAUGCGACAUCUGAUCAUUUGAGAUAUCCGACAACAAUUUGUACGAAUAGAAAGUGUUGUCGAACUGUUAUUUUAAUUAAACAAUUUCUAUCUUGUCUUGUAGGUAUAUGUUCAAAAUGUGGUUGUUUAUGGAAUGAUCAUCAACAUAUAACAUAUGAAGUGAAAACCGAUAUUCGUUAUCUUAAGGAAGCAUCGUCAGCAUCCGAUAUCGCAACACAAAUUAAAAACUUAAAAGAAGAAAAAAUUAAAAUAGAAGAAGUUUAUAAAAAACUUGCAAAAUAUCUUCAUGCAAAUGCCAUUCUUCCACUACAUGAUGAUAUUAUAGAAUAUUUUAGGCUUUGCAUAAAACAAGAACAAAUGAGAAAAGCUUGUGGUGAUCAAAAUAAUGAAGUUAUUCAAGGACUUGAACAUCUCAUGGAAGAGUAUAAAGAAGAAAUUAAUUUAUUUAAAGAAACAAUCAAAAAUGAAAAAGAUCCAACAAAUUAUAAAGAUGUCGUUAAAACUGAUGAGAUAUUUACUUUAGUUGGAACUCUUUAUCGAUUACCUAUUUAUGGAAAUUUCAUUCGUACANUAUUUGAUAUUGUGUAA